Molecule: messenger RNA, 1881 nt
Organism: Lucilia cuprina (Australian sheep blowfly)
Lineage: Eukaryota; Metazoa; Arthropoda; Insecta; Diptera; Calliphoridae
Exons: 3
Source: RefSeq, a predicted model, not a curated record
AUGUCCACCCAAUUACGGUGCAACACUUGUUUGGGCUGGUGUCACCUCAGAAACUGCUCUGGACUAAAUCAUCAUCGGGAGUGGUCGGAGACUUUUGUCGCCCCAUGCUGCCAACAACAGCGACGAAAUUCAUUGGCAGCAUCGACAUCGUCAUCGUCGACAUCUUACGCCACACCUCCACCCUCCCCACCGCAAUCACAACAACCGCAGCAAAGACAACAUCUUCAGCAGCAACAACAACCCUCGCCGCUGACUCCAUCGAUUGCGGUCCAGAGACCUGGGUCUAGGGAAGACCAGAGAGGCGCGUCACUGGCGGAACAAAUAGAUGAAUCCACCUUCUGCACAAUAAAUUAUGAUGCCCCCACACGGAUUAUGGGUAACUGCGCCAGCUCUCCAGACAUCACAAUAGCGAGCCCUGGUCUGAUAAACUACGCAACGUGGAGAGCAGUAGUUUCUCUAGCCUCAGACCACUUACCCAUAAUCGUUUGUCUGGAUCGACCCAAUGACUUUAUCGUCUCUGAACGCCGUCUCUACAUAAACCAAAAAAAAGCAGACUGGCCCGGCUUCAGAGAAUUCACUGAUCGCAUCUUCAAUGAUCUUCCAGCUCCUAGCAACGUACACCAAGCAGAGAGCAAGUUCCGCGAAACCGUCAUCGCAGCAGUAGCCCGCUUUAUUCCUGCUGGUCGACUAUCCUUAGUGCGACCGCACUUCCCAGCAGAAGCAGCGAGACUAGCAGAUGAGCGCGAUGACCUCCGAAAUAUCAACCCCGACGACCCACGUAUUGUCCAGCUGAAUCAUGAUAUCAGCAGGUUGGUAAAUGAGGACAAGCGGAAUAAAUGGUUAGAUCAUUUGAAGAACUGCAACUUGAGCUCAGGUGUUAGUAAGUUGUGGUCUACGGUUCGAUCUCUCUCCAACCCGACGAAGAAGGAUGACAGGGUAGCGAUUAAGUUCACUCAGAUCUCACAAGGCUUAAACCAGCAGAGGCCUUGUGAAAGGACAAUCCUUGUGGCGCUAGAUUUAUCGAAAGCCUUCGAUACAGUCAGCCAUGCCACACUCUUCCAGGACAUCCUGAAGUCCACCAUGCCCAACAACUUGAAGAGAUGGAUUGUAAAUUAUCUGAGUGGCCGUCAGUCGUUCGUUGAGUUUAGAGACAAAUGUUCCAAAACCCGUAGAGUUAAACAGGGAGUACCACAGGGCGGUGUCUUAUCCCCCUAUUGUUUAAUUUCUACCUCUCUAAACUCCCCACACCUUCCACAAGGUGUGGAAGUGAUAUUAUAUGCGGACGACUGUACCAUUAUGGCGACGGGCCACAACGUUGAUGAGCUAUGCGAUCGAGUGAAUGGUUAUCUCGGAGAAAUACACAACUUCUUCACUGGACGUAACCUGAAACUAUCACCAGCGAAAUCUUCAGCUACACUUUUCACCACCAGGACGAAGGAGGUAAACUUGAACUUAGGCGUCGUAGUCGAUGGAAACCAAAUUCCGACUGUGAACCAUCCAAAGAUUUUGGGGGUCACCUUUGACAGCCUGUUUACUUCCUCAGCUCAUGCCACUGCAAAUACGCACAAAUUGCGAAGUAGAAACAAGGUCCUCAAAGCGCUAGCCGGCAGCACCUGGAGAAUGGACAAAGAAACCUUGUUGGCUACCUAUAAAACUAUUGGCCGGUCAGUGGUCAAUUAUGCUGCUCCAGUGUGGUCUCCAUCGCUGAGUGAUACCCAGUGGAGAAAUAUUCAAAGCUGCCAAAAUGCCGCCCUAAGGACUGUAACGGGCUGCAUGCAAAUAACCUCAGAACACCAUCUACAUGAGGAAACGAAGGUUCUCCCAGUCAAGGAACAUAAUGUCAUGCUGACUAAACAGUUCCUCCUGGGAUGUCACCGGAGG